CUCGUGAUUUCUGGUCAAAAAUGCGUAAAAACUGUCAAAGUCUUAGAUCUCCUGAAAUAAUAAAUGUCAUCAUCCAUAACCAACAAACAAAGUCUGAAGAAGUUCAUGAAAUUGAUGCAGCACAUGCUAAAUUGUUGGAUUACGUCGAGGAAAAUCCUACACCCGAAAAAUCAGCUCAGAUUGUAUCUGAGCUUGCCAAAAAGUUGACUAAGUGUACUCAGUUUGAAAUUUUAAAACUGCAGGCUGAAAAAAAACAGACUCAAAAAGAUAUAUUAAUUCCUGAAUCUGAAGAACCUUCAAGCUUCAAAAUGGCAGAUCUAGCUGAUGGUGGUGCAACGUUUAAAAAGAAAAAUGCCAAAA
Molecule: messenger RNA, 360 nt
Organism: Racocetra fulgida
Lineage: Eukaryota; Fungi; Glomeromycota; Glomeromycetes; Diversisporales; Gigasporaceae
Source: the annotation of a GenBank genome assembly